Molecule: messenger RNA, 1761 nt
Organism: Egretta garzetta (little egret)
Lineage: Eukaryota; Metazoa; Chordata; Aves; Pelecaniformes; Ardeidae
Gene: SYBU
Product: syntabulin
Exons: 5
Coding region: 127-1761 (544 amino acids)
Biological process (GO): synapse maturation; axonal transport of mitochondrion
Cellular component (GO): vesicle; cytoplasmic microtubule
Source: RefSeq, a predicted model, not a curated record
ACUGGCUGUCCUAGUAGCCAGUCAGUAUCUCCAGUUAAGACUCCUUCUGAUGCUGGAAACAGUCCAAUCAGUUUUUGCACUGGUAGCGAUGGAGACUUCUCCAGGAAGAAAUUCAGUCCAGGGGCAAUGAGUGAAGGGAACACGCAGCUGGCUCGAUAUAAGAAGGAGACAAAGGCAAGCCUUGUAAAGCCUGGGAGUGAAGCUGAUUUUAGCUCUUCAAGCAGCACAGGCAGUAUUUCAGCUCCUGAAGUCCAUAUGUCUGCUGCUGGAAGCAAAAGAUCUUCUUUUUCUCGCAAUCGUGGCCCUUAUGGUCGGAAUAAUGGAUCCUUAUCCUACAAGUCUGGAGCCAGCCCACCUGCCUCCCGUGAAAAGGACCCUUUGUCAACACUGUGCAAAAACCAGCUGAAUCCCGCUAACAUCCACCAAAGUUACCGGGCUUCUUCAGCCAGCAGCAGCAACUCAGGCUCAUACAAAGGAAGCGACAGCAGCCCAGUGAUGAGGCGAUCAGGGAGAUACAAUUCUUGUGGUGACAAUCACAGCAUUAAGCCCCCAAACCCAGAGCAGUAUUUGACUCCUCUGCAGCAGAAGGAAGUUACAGUACGGCAUCUGAAAACAAAGCUGAAGGAAUCUGAGAGCAAACUUAAAGAAAGGGAAACAGAAAUAGAAGAGCUCAAAGCUCAGCUGGGACGGAUGAGGGAAGACUGGAUUGAAGAAGAGUGUAAUCGUGUGGAGGCAGAGCUGGCCUUGAAGGAAGCAAGAAGCAAAAUUAAACAACUCAAGCAGGUUAUUGAAACCAUGAAAAACAGCUUGGCUGAGAAAGACAAAAAAAUUCAGAAAUACUUCAUAGACAUAAACGUUCAAAACAAGAAACUGGAAUCUUUGCUGCAGAGCAUGGAGAUGGCUCAGAACAGCUCUGUGAUGGAUGAGCAGUGCCUGGAGGACACGUAUGACUUGGAGGGGACGUCAUUAGCAUUGUGUGCCAUGAUGCCAGACAGCCUCAUCACAGAGGACCAGGCUCUGGAGGGGGUCACAGAUAGUGGGCUGCUGCCUAAUGAGGACACAGCUAACGGGACUGAUUCGUCUGAAGGGAGUUUGACCACCACAACCUCUGAGCUGAGUGCUCCAGCUCCUUCCAGUUCUGCUGUGAAUAAAGAGAUGCUUGAAAAUGUUCUGGAUGAAAAACUAACUUCUUCCCAGGAGGAGAAGAAAAGCAGAAACAUAAUGGUGGAACAGGCCAUCCAGACUGAUGUGGUGCCAUGUAGCCUAGAUGUGGAGCAGCUCAUUCAAAGCAUCUUCAGAGCUCAAGAUGCCUGUCCUCUAAGCCCACCUUCUUCACUGAAGGAAUUGGGUGAAUUUUCUCUUGGAAGCUUCAGUGAUUCUGGUAUCAUAAUGGACUUAACUCCAAGUGAUCCAAACUCUGCCAUCCUUUUGUCUCCUGUGGAGUCUCCAUGCAGGAAGGUGGAACAAGGAGUUAAUGAAAACCGUUUCAUGAAAGAACUUGAUUUUACAGAACCUUAUGAUGAUGAAGCCCUUGGGUAUGUCAGUACUUUCUCCCAGACAGGAAUAAAGAGAUACUGGAGCAGCAGUUUCCUCAGAGAUGUUCUGGCUGUGGCAGCCCCUGUUGUACCAACUAUCAUGUGGGCUUUCAGUACUCAGAGAGGAGGAACAGAUCCCAUUUACAAUAUUGGAGCAUUGCUUCGUGGUUGCUGCCUGGUGGCCCUGCACUCUUUACGCCGUACACCCUUCAAUAUCAAAACCUAA